Molecule: messenger RNA, 1735 nt
Organism: Euleptes europaea (tarantolino)
Lineage: Eukaryota; Metazoa; Chordata; Lepidosauria; Squamata; Sphaerodactylidae
Gene: SET
Product: SET nuclear proto-oncogene
Exons: 8
Coding region: 37-876 (279 amino acids)
Biological process (GO): nucleosome assembly
Cellular component (GO): chromatin; nucleus
Molecular function (GO): chromatin binding; histone binding
Source: RefSeq, a predicted model, not a curated record
CCCCCCUCUCCUUCUCCUCCCUUCCUCCCCUCCAACAUGUCGGCGCCGGCGGCCAAAGUCAGCAAGAAGGAGCUCAACUCCAACCACGACGGGGCCGACGAGAUCUCAGACAAAGAGCAACAGGAAGCAAUUGAACAUAUUGAUGAAGUACAGAAUGAAAUAGACAGACUGAAUGAACAAGCCAGUGAGGAAAUUUUGAAAGUAGAACAGAAAUACAACAAACUCCGCCAACCAUUCUUCCAGAAGAGGUCAGAAUUGAUCGCCAAAAUCCCAAAUUUUUGGGUAACAACAUUUGUCAACCACCCACAAGGUAAGUUAUCUGCACUGUUGGGGGAAGAAGAUGAAGAAGCACUGCAUUAUUUGACCAGAGUUGAGGUGACGGAGUUUGAAGACAUCAAAUCAGGUUACAGAAUAGAUUUUUAUUUUGAUGAAAAUCCAUAUUUUGAAAAUAAGAUGCUCUCCAAAGAGUUUCACCUGAAUGAGAGUGGGGACCCGUCAUCAAAAUCCAGUGAAAUCAAGUGGAAAUCUGGGAAGGAUCUGACAAAGCGUUCAAGCCAGACACAGAACAAGGCCAGCAGAAAGAGGCAGCAUGAAGAACCAGAGAGCUUCUUCACCUGGUUCACUGACCAUUCUGAUGCAGGAGCUGAUGAGCUAGGCGAGGUCAUUAAAGAUGACAUCUGGCCAAAUCCAUUGCAGUACUAUUUGGUUCCUGAUAUGGAUGACGAAGAAGGUGAAGGAGAGGAGGACGACGAUGAUGAUGAAGAGGAGGAAGGACUGGAGGACAUAGAUGAGGAAGGUGAUGAAGAUGAGGGUGAAGAAGAUGAAGAUGAUGAGGAGGGUGAAGAAGGAGAGGAGGAUGAAGGAGAAGAUGACUGAACACUGAUGGAUUCCAACCACCCUCUAUCCCCCUCCUCUCUUUUUUUCCCCCCUCCAGUCCCUGGGAGCAAGUUACCGUCUAUUUCCCCCCUCCUUUUGUGCUCAGUCGCCUUGUUCUCUUGAGGUCUUUUUUUUCCUCUCUUCACCAUGGUUCACAAAUUUUUGGAGAAAAUAUCUUGAGCAGAAUACAGUGGAAAAGAAUCUCUACUCAUUUCAAUUUUUUUAUCCCUCUGUUUUGAACAAACUGUUAAAUGAAAUCAACACGCCGUGUUCUGUGGGGAAGAAAGAGAACCUUCUGCUCCCUCCACUCUGCUGGAAGCUGAAGAGUGCUAGGCCCCUGUGUAGUAGUGCAUAGAAUCUAGCUUUUUCCUUCUUUCUCUGUAUAUUGGGCUCGGAGAUUACAUUGUGUCUCUAUGUGAAUAUGGACAGUUAGCAUUUACCAACAUGUAUCUGUCUACUCUCUUGUUUAAAAAAAAAACGAAAAAGCUAAAAAAAGGGGUUAUAGACAGGGUAAGAGAGGGUGGGUUUCAGAUGUUGGGUGGGUUAAGUGGGCAUUUUGACAAAACAUGGCUUCUCCUUUGGCAUGUUUAAUUGUGAUGUUUGAACAAACAUCCUUACAGUUUAAAGAUGACACUUUUAAAAUAAAAAUUCUCUCCUAAUGAUGACUUUUGAGCCCUGCCACUUGAUGGAGAAUCAGCAGAACCUGUAGGAUCUUAUUUGGAAUUGACAUUCUCUAUUGUAAUUUUGUUCUUUGUUUUGUUUUUUCAAUUUUUUUUUGUUUCACUGGAAAAGAAAGAUGCUCAGUUUUAAACGUUAAAAAGUGUACAAGUUGCUUUGUUACAAUAAAACUUAAUGUGUA